Molecule: messenger RNA, 867 nt
Organism: Aureobasidium namibiae CBS 147.97
Lineage: Eukaryota; Fungi; Ascomycota; Dothideomycetes; Dothideales; Saccotheciaceae
Product: Aldo/keto reductase
Exons: 3
Coding region: 1-867 (288 amino acids)
Molecular function (GO): oxidoreductase activity
Source: RefSeq, a predicted model, not a curated record
AUGGCAAAGCUAAGCAUCAACUCCACCGUUCGCAUGAACUCAGGCUACGAGAUUCCGCUGCUGGGUUUCGGAGUCUACCAAACACCCAUGGACGUUGCUGAAUCAGUCACUGCUCACGCUGUCAAAAGCGGCUAUCGCCAUGCCGACUCAGCAGCUGCAUACCGCAACGAGGCACCCACAGCGGCUGGUCUGCUCAGCACUGAUCUGCCUCGCUCCGAGCUAUUCUUUACCUCCAAAGUACCUCCCAAAGCCAUCAACUACGAAGCUGCGAAAGCUGUAGUCGAUGAAUCGCUGAAAUUUACGGGUCUGGAGUACAUCGAUCUGUACCUUUUGCAUGCACCUUACGGUGGUAAGGAGAAUAGAUUGGGUGCUUGGAAAGCUUUGGUUGAAGCUGUGGAGGAGGGGAAGGUGAGAAGUAUCGGUGUGAGCAAUUAUGGCGUGCACCAUCUUGAGGAACUUGAGGAGUGGAUCAAAUCAGAGGAAGAGAAGAAGGGUAAAGGUAAGGGUGGUGUGUUGAGUGUCAACCAGGUGGAAUUGCAUCCUUGGUUGGCUAGAGAUGAUAUUGUGGAGUGGUGUGAAAAGAGAGGUGUUGUUUUAGAGGCAUACUGUCCUCUAGUCCGCGCAACAAAGAUUGAUGAUCCACUUCUUACACCUCUGGCAAAGAAACACAACAAGACGACAUCCCAAAUCCUCCUCCGCUGGGGUCUGCAAAAGAACUUUGUUAUACUGCCGAAAUCGGUUACACCUGCUCGUAUCGAAGAGAACAAAGCUUUGUAUGACUUCGAACUUGACGAAGAGGAUAUGAAGUCGUUGAACACCGGAAAGUAUGAGCCUUGCGCGUGGGAUCCUACUGUCAGUAGAGAUUAG